Ilex paraguariensis (yerba mate) is the source of this 1767-nucleotide messenger RNA. The record is from the annotation of a GenBank genome assembly. Lineage: Eukaryota; Viridiplantae; Streptophyta; Magnoliopsida; Aquifoliales; Aquifoliaceae.
AUGAUUAGUCAAGAUCAGAUUUUAGAUUUCAGACAUGUGGUUGAAGUAUAUGAACUUCAGACAAGAGGGUUUGAAAAGGGCAUUGAUUACAAGGUUGGUUCAGUUCUUCAUGUAGAUCAAGCAAUGGAAGAAACAGAAGUUCAUAGUUGUGAUGAUCAGAGUUCGAUGGAGUAUAUAUCUUCUGGCUUGAGCUCAGGUACACCCACCAGCGACGCGGAUAUGACUCGAUCUUCUUCCUCCAUUAGUGGCUACAUUUCAUCAACUGAAGAGGUGGAGAUGAAUGUGUAUUUUCCAUCAGUUUGUAGCUCAAAUUCACCAGUCAUGGAACCAGAGUCCAAUGAUGAAAACAAUGGGGAAGAAAUGGAUGAUUUUUACAACAAGUACACUGAAAGGAUGAAAUGGUUUGAUGUUCUCAAUCACGACAGAACUUGUGGAAUAAGUGCAAUCCUGAGCAAGCAAUUGACCAGCCCCAGUUCAUUUGGGAGCAUAGAGGCAGUUCAUUUGUCCAUCCCACAUAUCCCAUGGAAGAAAAUGGCUAAGAAAAGGCUUUUAAAAAGCUUGGAAAGUGACUUUGAAAUGGUUUAUGUGGCUCAGUCAUGCUUGUCCUGGGAGGCCCUCCAUCACCAAUACACAAAGGUCGAGGCUCUUGCUUCCUCUAGGUCUACCAAUGGCGUUUUCUACAAUAAUGUUGCAGGGAGAUUUCAAAAGUUUCAAAUACUGUUGGAGAGGUUUAUGGAAGAUGAAAGGAGUGAGGGCAAAAGAUAUUGGAAUUAUGUCCAAAGAAGGUUUUCUGUGAAGAGUCUACUCCAAGUUCCUGAGGUUUCAGGAUAUAUGGAGGAAGAAAAAGAAGGAAUGAAUGGAGAAGCCAUGAGGGUAACAGAAGUGUUGAACGCCAUAGAGAACUGCGUUAAGGCGUUUUGGUUAUACAUUAAAACAGACAAGAGGAAACCUUGGUGGAAGAUAAAGAGUUUUUUGUGGACCUAUCCUCCUGUAGAAGACCCUAGCGACUUAAAGCUCCUAGCUGACCUCACCAAGACACUUCAACAGAAAGAGCUACGGUUGAAAGACUUAAGAGGGAAGAAGAGGUGUUGGGUGAAGAGAUUAACUAACCCUUUGGGAGAGUCUCAGAAGAAAGAAAUCUUAUAUGCAAUGAUCGACAUGAAGCUGAUAUCAAUGGUGCUCAAGAUGUCUUUGAUUUCCACUUCUCAACUCAAAUGGUGCCAAGAGAAGCUUAAGAACAUAGAGUUCAAAGAAGGAAAAGUUAUGAGGAUUGGGAGCCCAACCCUGGAUGGAUAUAUGGAGGAAGAAAAAGAAGGAAUGAAUGGAGAAGCCAUGAGGGUAACAGAAGUGUUGAACGCCAUAGAGAACUGCGUUAAGGCGUUUUGGUUAUACAUUAAAACAGACAAGAGGAAACCUUGGUGGAAGAUAAAGAGUUUUUUGUGGACCUAUCCUCCUGUAGAAGACCCUAGCGACUUAAAGCUCCUAGCUGACCUCACCAAGACACUUCAACAGAAAGAGCUACGGUUGAAAGACUUAAGAGGGAAGAAGAGGUGUUGGGUGAAGAGAUUAACUAACCCUUUGGGAGAGUCUCAGAAGAAAGAAAUCUUAUAUGCAAUGAUCGACAUGAAGCUGAUAUCAAUGGUGCUCAAGAUGUCUUUGAUUUCCACUUCUCAACUCAAAUGGUGCCAAGAGAAGCUUAAGAACAUAGAGUUCAAAGAAGGAAAAGUUAUGAGGGUACCCACAGGACUCUUGUUUCCAUCAUCCUAG